AUGUCCUCCAGGAGGCGUCUGAGGAUAAUUUGUUCAUCUGACGAAGAAGACGACGACGAAGAAAUACAAGAAGUACAACCUCCUCCUCAACAACACGAUGAUAUCGAAUGCGAAACCCUCAAUCUUCAAGAUGUAACCCUAAGUUCCAUCAACUCUAACCCUACCAAUCCCUCUACUUCCAUCCAAGUCGAAAUAUCCGAUGAGGACUUCAUCGAUGCAGCCGAGGAUCUCUCCCCUUCUCCUCAGUCUUCGCCUCCGCCUCCGCCUCCGCCCCCGCCCCCGCCCCGGCCCCCACCCUCAAACCAGGCGGGUUAUUCUUCGGAAUAUUCCAGAACUAGCAGUGCUGGUACGAGUGAAGCUUCUGGUUGUCCAAUCAGUAAAAUUCUAGAAGAUUUAGGGCUGAGACUACGGCGUGAAUGGUUGGAUGCUUGUCUUCGUGGUCUCCAGACAAGCGUCCCUGGAUUUUCCAGCUUUGAUGCAACAAAAAAGGCUAAGCUCUGCUUUGAGAAGUUUUUGCAUUCUGACAUGAACAUUUGCGGGGCAGGCUUUCUUCCAGAUAACGUGCAUCAAAUGCACCUUGUUGAUCUUCCUGGACCCUUUGUGUUACAGGUUGAUGAGAUAGUAAAUAUCAGUCAACCUCUUCGAGAGCGAUACAAGAAGGCACCUUCUGGCUUAAAGAGGUGCCUUAAGUUGUCUAUGACUGAUGGUGUUCAACGAAUCUUUGGCAUGGAAUACCAGCCUAUUAAAGAUCUAGACGCCCUUUCACCUGCUGGAUUGAAGGUUGCUAUUUCUAAUGUAAAUGUAAGGCAUGGGCUACUAAUGCUGGUUCCAGAAGUGUUUCAAGUCUUAGGAGGACUAGUUGAGGAGCUGGAUGCAGCAAGGCAAAGACUUGUUAAUGAAGUCAACAAACCUCCAAGAGGCAAAAGAACAAGAACAGGAGUUGCAGCGUCUUUAGCAACUAGAGCUACUCGUGCUGCAUGGUCAACUAACAAUGUCGAUUCUUCAGCACCUUCAGCUAACACUGUACCCCAAAGUGCAACUCCAAUACAUGUAAAUAACCAAGGUACUACUACACCUUCUGUUAAUGGAAGAGUGGGAUCAAAUUCUUCAGUUCCUGUUCACAGGGAACACGUUUCAGUAUCCUCUAAUAAUCAAAAUGCAACUCCAAUGCAGGUAGAUGAUCAAGGUACUACUACUAGACCUUCUGUUAAUGGAAAUAUGUCAUCAAGUUCUUCAGUUCAUAGGGAAUUUGUUUUUAGAGCAUCAAAUAAUCAUACCUCUCAAAAUGAUGCAACAACUCCAAUACAGGUGGACAACCAAGGUACGACUACCAGAGCUCCUUUUAAUGGAGGAGUUUCAUCAAAUUCUUCAAUUCCUGUUCCCCUUGAUAGGGAAUAUGUUUCAGGAUCAUCAAAUACCAAUGUCUCUCCAAUACAAGUGGAUGAUGAAGAAGGUACUACUCCACCUUCUUCUGAACAUGUUGACUUUUCAAAUGAGAGAGAAGCUCAAGAGAUAGAGAGAGAAACUCAUUCUCCUACAUAUGCCUGUGGUAUAAACACUGAAAACCCUUUCACAUACAUGGCCACUUUAUCACGUAAAUGGGAUGAAUCAAAACAUAACGCCUCUCAUGUCCAGGGUAAAAUCAAGUGUUUUUUGACUGGAGUGAAAGGAUUCCAGUUUAAAGAAAGCAGCACCUACAAACUUCAAGUAUACAUAGAUGAUGGUAGCCUCAUAUCCGAGAUCCUUAUUGACCACAACGUUGUACAAAAAAAGAUAGGUUAUUCCCCUGAAGAGGUGAAUGCCGCUUUGUCAUCUCGAGACUCUUCAAGGGUUCAUGACAUGAAGAACAAAAUGAAACAGUUUCAAGUUUUUUUAGUCAACUUCGAGGGGACAAUGGUUGUAAGGAUAAAUGAAGCAUGUGGUCUUCCGGUUGCUAUAGAAAUGCAACAGGGUUGUUGUUUAUCUGAUGCAUGGUCGCUUCUUACAAGACUAAAAUCAAAUAGUAAUACUCAUCAAAAUCAUCUACGUUUUGACCCAAUUCAUCUUUCCCCAUAAACAAUAUAUGUUUGCAUCCAUCUAAUUCUAAUGUCUCAAGAAUUAAUAUGUUGAUGAUUUUCUUUUGCCUCAUGUUUUUACCUUCACUAAUAAGGUGGCACUUUUGCGUUUCAUAUUUGUUUUUGUAAUAGAUGCGUAUAUAUAAAUGAAUUCUAGAUUUUUAUGGGAUGGAAAAGAAAAGAUAGAAAAGGUUAUUGUCAUUG
Molecule: messenger RNA, 2258 nt
Organism: Lactuca saligna
Lineage: Eukaryota; Viridiplantae; Streptophyta; Magnoliopsida; Asterales; Asteraceae
Source: the annotation of a GenBank genome assembly